AGAGUGACGUGAGCGGGCAUAUGAUCGCCUAGGCCCCAGGCCAAACCCCGUCCAAAAUGGCUGAUCAAAAGGAACUGCAGAUGGAGGAAGCGGUUGCGCUAGAGUCAGCGGCGGCACCGCGUGUCGGGUGCGGCAGGCGAACGACGAAAUACAUCGGAGCCUACUGGCGGAGCAUGGUGGUGAUCGUGGCACCCCUGAUCGCAUGCCUCGUCUUUCUCAUCGACACCACGCCGGCCUACCGGUGUAUGUUCGUGGUGGUUCUGAUGUCACUGUACUGGGUUACGGAAGCGCUGCCCCUGCCCGUGACAUCCAUGCUGCCGAUCGUGCUGUUCCCGGUGCUGGGAGUCCUCGAAACCGAUCGAACGUGUAUGAUGUACAUGAAGGAGACGAUGUUAAUGUUUAUCGGUGGUAUCAUUAUCGCCCUGGCCGUCGAGUACUGCAACCUGCACAAACGGGUCGCCCUGAAGGUGAUCUCGGUGAUUGGAUGCAGCCAGCGGAGGCUUAACUUUGGACUGACCGCCGUCACGAUGUUCGUCUCGAUGUGGAUCUCCAACACGGCCGCCGUGGCGAUGAUGUGUCCGAUCAUGCAGGCCGUCCUGGAGGAACUGGAGUCGCAAGGACUCUGCCAGAUGUACGAACGGAGGAAGAAGACGGGCGAAGAGGAAGGCAUGCUGGGCAAGGAUAAGCUGGAUGACGAACCUCCUCGGCCGACAAAGACGACACUCUGCUACUUCCUGGGAGCAGCCUACGCGUCCACGCUCGGCGGCUGUGGUACGAUCGUCGGUUCGGGCGUAAACCUCACGUUCAAGGGUAUCUACGAGAGCCGAUUCCCAACCGCACCGGGGAUUGAUUUCCCGAAGUUUAUGUUCUACAACGUGCCCGGAAUGCUGCUGUACACGUUUCUCACAUGGGUCUACCUUCAGUGGCUGUACAUGGGCAUGUUUAGACCGAACAGCGAAGAAGCGAAGGCGGCCGAUAUCGGGCCCGAGGGAGAAGCGGUUGCGAAGCGGGUGAUUGAGACCCGCUACAAGGAGCUGGGACCGAUGACGUCGCACGAGAAGAGCGUAGCGUUCCUGUUCGUCGUGGCCGUCGUGCUGUUCUUCACCCGCGAGCCAGGCUUUAUCACUGGCUGGGCGGAUGUACUACACACCGUUAAGAUUAAGGAUGCCACUCCGGCCAUGUUUAUCGUGAUUGUGCUGUUCAUGAUCCCGGCCAACUGGCGGUGUUUGAAGUUCUGCCGCAGCAAUCCAGGCCGCCUUCCGACCGAGGCUACGUCCGGGCUGAUCACGUGGAAGUUCAUCAACCAGAAAGUUCCAUGGAGUCUAAUCUUCCUGCUCGGUGGUGGCUUCGCCCUGGCCGAGGGUGGCCGCGUGUCCGGAAUGUCCGCUCUCUUGGGACAAUCGUUGGCCGGGCUGAAAACGCUCCCUCCACUGUUGCUACUGUUCGUCGUCUGUCUGACGGCCCAAACGCUCACAGAAUUCACUUCGAACGUGGCCAUCUGUAACGUGAUUUUGCCCGUGCUGGCAGAAAUGGCGAUCGCGAUCGAGAUUCAUCCGCUAUAUCUGAUGUUCCCGGCCGCGAUGUCGUGUAGCUUUGCGUUCCACAUGCCCGUGGGAACGCCACCGAAUGCGAUCGUGGCCGGUGUCGGUAACAUUGCGAUCAAGGAUAUGGCCGUGGCCGGCAUCGGUCCGUCGAUAUUCACGCUGCUCGUCAUCUGGGCCAGCUUCCCGACGUGGGGCGCCGUCGUGUACCCGGAGCUGGCCACCUUCCCCGACUGGGCCCGGCCGGUCGUGCUGAACGCCACGCUAAACUAAGGUGUUUCGGAAGUACUUCAGUAGCAAAAAGUUAGAGGAGACAAUUAGAAGUGUUACGUACCAAAAAGGUGUGUGUGUGCCAAACGUGCGGGGAGCGCCGAUGUGGGGGAAUGUGCAUUUACAGACCGGACCGGAUUUAAUACUGCCGCCGUGUGGACGAGGAUACUCCGUUUUAGUUUGCUACCUAUCGGCGAGGAAAAGUACUUGAACUUUCGUGCGUGGUACUUAUCACUUGGUACUUUGCAUUAGCGUGUACAGUUUCAUGUCGGUCUUCCAUAGCGAAAUUAUUUCAGCAAAGCGCGAAAGGCGCAAGCCUUACCAAGGCGGUGACGCGCAGCCAGCGAACAACAAACGACCUUAGUGUUUAGUAGAGUAGAAACGAAACCAUGCUGCGCUUCUUCGAGACGCGAGUGUCUAGACAAAACGACAUGUUGAUUAUAAAUAUUUUGUCCCGAAGAAAUAAAGAGAGAGAGGGGGAGAAAGCGAUCGGAAACGCACACCGCUGACAUUGCAUGAUGUGAGCAGAGUGUUGGAGUGCAGGAGAAGACAUACGUACAAUAAAUAUA
Messenger RNA from Anopheles cruzii, 2380 nucleotides. Its product is annotated as protein I'm not dead yet-like. NCBI's taxonomy places the organism in Eukaryota, Metazoa, Arthropoda, Insecta, Diptera, Culicidae. The record is from RefSeq and is a predicted model, not a curated record. The transcript has 8 exons. Gene Ontology annotation, molecular function: citrate transmembrane transporter activity; succinate transmembrane transporter activity. Gene Ontology annotation, cellular component: membrane. Bases 57 to 1814 code for a protein of 585 amino acids. Gene Ontology annotation, biological process: citrate transport; monoatomic anion transmembrane transport.